Messenger RNA from Rotaria sp. Silwood1, 942 nucleotides. The record is from the annotation of a GenBank genome assembly. NCBI's taxonomy places the organism in Eukaryota, Metazoa, Rotifera, Eurotatoria, Philodinida, Philodinidae.
AUGUUUCUUCUUUGGUUAUUUAUUUUAUUUCCUUCAUCAAUAGCUCUUAAAUCAUUGAUGGUUACUAUUGGUGCAGGUGGUCAUGUUAUUCCACUGUUUGAAUUAGCAAAAGCGAUGAAACAUCAUCAUGUGACAUUUAUUACUGAACCCUAUGCAAAGUAUUUUAUUGACUUUGACUCCUAUCAGCAUUCGUCUUCGUUUCGUAUUCUCUAUACUAAUGAUUCAGCUGAUGCACCCGUCGAUCAAAUCAAAAUAGAAAAUGAUCUCGAGGAAUAUUUUGCUAAUCAUUCAUUGGUGGAAAGUCUCUCUCAAUUGAUACCGUCAUUAGCUCGAAGUAUUGAUGCACUAUUGAGAAAAACAGUUCAUAUAUUAAUGAUUGAACAAUUUGAUGUAGUUAUUGUUGAUUCGUUUAUCAAGGGUAUUCAUACUCUUAGUGACGAAGCAAAUACACCAUGUGUGAUCCAAACUGCAGGGGUCAAGUUGGACGAGUUCCAUAUCAAUUUACCUCACAUGAAUUCAUUUCUAUCAUCAAAACAAAUUACUCUACUUAAACAUCGUAUCUAUAAUGCUGCAUUUCAUUUACGUUUAAUUGCCUCAAUUGCAAUGAAACUGUUACCAUUGCUUUCGACAUUUUUCCGAUCGCCUCCACAAGUACCCGGUCGAUUUUACGAAACAUUGACGUUAAAAAAUCAAAUUUUCACAACAACAAAAUGUUUACAGUUGUACAGUUUUCCAGAAACACUUUUUUUAUCAUCCGAUUCAGAUCCUUACAAGAAAUAUCUUGGAGCUUUUAUUGACGAAGCAUCCAAUCACUAUGCUAACAAUGAUCUAGUCAGAUGGAUUCAAUCCAAACCAAAACAUUCGAUUAUUUAUGUAUCUGUUGGUAGUAUUGCACGAAUUCAAAUCGAUCGAAUGAAAAGUUUAAUUGAAGUACAAUUAUGA